Neolamprologus brichardi is the source of this 1379-nucleotide messenger RNA. The record is from RefSeq and is a predicted model, not a curated record. Lineage: Eukaryota; Metazoa; Chordata; Actinopteri; Cichliformes; Cichlidae.
UCUGGGUUUUCACAGGUGAGGAACGGUCACAUAAAGAGAGUCCCGGACAAUGACAUACAUUCGAAUGUGCUGGAGAUUGAGGGAGCAAAUGUCAGCACCACCUACAUAACAUGCCCUGCAGACCCCAAGAAGACCCUGGGAAUCAAACUUCCCUUUUUGGUCAUGAUCAUUAAGAACCUCAAGAAGUAUUUCACCUUUGAGGUCCAGGUUCUGGACGAUAAAAACGUUCGCCGGCGGUUUCGAGCGAGUAACUAUCAGAGCACGACGAGGGUGAAGCCCUUCAUCUGCACCAUGCCCAUGAGGCUCGAUGACGGCUGGAACCAGAUUCAGUUCAACCUGUCCGACUUCACCAGGAGGGCUUAUGGAACCAAUUACACAGAGACGCUACGUGUACAGAUUCAUGCUAACUGUCGGAUAAGGAGGGUGUAUUUCUCCGACAGACUGUACUCUGAGGAUGAGCUUCCAGCUGAGUUUAAACUCUACCUGCCUGUCCAGAAUCAGAAGGCCAAGCAGUAGAGCUUCUUGCGGUGUGCAGCCCCCCCCGAUGUGACUUGGAGUUUUAGUUGUGACAACAUUAUGCAGAUUCAGUGUGACAUUUAGUUUUGACUUUUUUGUGAGUCUCUGCACAUUCAAGUCUGGUCUGAUGUUUCCUUGCACUGCUUUAAAAAGAUAUCCAAAAGAUCCAUUAUCUGGGGUUUUUCCAGUUUGCCACCAUCCUGUGCAUCCUAAACAGUGUUUAUGAAUGUUGACCACCUUAUGCCCUCGUCUAUAUUUCCUUCUGACACAAUGCAGAAUCCCUUUAUUUUUUUCCCUUGUACUACAGGUAUGAAUAUCAGCAGAAAGACUUAGUUUCAAUAAAUUGUUGUUGCUAUUAAAGCUAUAACACUUGACAGGAACAAAAUAUAAUCUUUACCUCUGGUCAUUUAAACAAAUAAGAUCCUGACACUUGCUUCUAUCUGAUUUUAAUCCUGUUAUUUUACAUGUCAGUAGUUUUAUAUUUGCUAAAAGGUUUCUCAGAUUUGGCUCUCUAUUAUAGAAAUAUGUUUAGAUGCUGUGAUGAUUGUGACAUUUAUUUCGAUUAGGCUAACUACUUCUAGCCCAAUUCCAUAACCACACCUGUUCAUUUACAAUAUUAAUAAUUCUAAUAUUAGAUUUUGUAUGGUUACGGUGGUUUCUUCACAAAAUAAAUAUCUAUAAAACAGAAUGUGUGCUUAGAUAAAAGCCUUUAUGUGAACAUUAUCAAGCUCUAGUCUGUUUGUCUUAGGCAGGCUUUUUCUGCUUGAUCUGCUUGAUCUGCUUCCUCUGUGUUUUAUUCAGGUGUAUUUAUUACCUAUGCUGUUUAUUACCAGGUUGUAAUAAAGUUUUUUGGGAAAAAAAAA